AUGGCACUAACUAAUGAAAGCCGCCCUGAAGAAUUUAUCCUAUUAGGCUUUGCUGACCGUCCUUGGCUGGAGCUUCCUCUCUUUGUCAUUCUUCUGAUAACAUACCCUAUGGCCGUGAUGGGAAACAUCACUAUCAUACUGGUGUCCAAAUUAGAUCCCCGUCUCCACAGCCCCAUGUACUUCUUCCUCACCAACCUCUCCUUUUUGGACAUGUGUUAUACCACAAGCAUUGUCCCUCAGAUGUUAUUUAACCUGGGAAGCUCUAAAAAGACAAUCAGCUACUUGGGCUGUGCAGUUCAGCUUUAUUUCUUCCACAUGAUGGGCAGCACAGAAUGUCUACUCCUGGCUCUCAUGUCCUUGGAUCGCUAUGUGGCCAUCUGCAAGCCUCUUCACUACACCCUCAUCAUGAAUCAGCAAAUCUGUGUCCUCCUAGUAUCCAUUGUGUGGCUGAGUGGAAUGACCUAUGCUGUCUCAGAGGGCACUGUUACAUUACAGUUGCCACUCUGUGGUCUCAACAAACUGGAUCACUUACUGUGUGAGAUUCCUGUUCUGAUAAAGAUUGCCUGUGGUGAAAAGAGUGCUAAUGGGCUCACACUCUUUGUGGUGUGCAUUUUUAUAUUAGCUCUUCCACUCUGCCUAAUUUUUGCUUCCUAUGCUUGUAUUGGGCAUGCUAUGCUGAAGAUUAAGUCUUCUGAGGGAAGGAAAAAGGCCUUUGGGACAUGUUCUUCACAUCUCAUAGUAGUUUUAUUAUUUUAUGGCCCAGGCAUUAGCAUGUACCUUCAGCCCGCCUCUUCCAUCACAGGGGACCAGCCCAAGUUCAUGGCUCUCUUCUAUGGAGUGGUGACACCUACACUCAACCCCUUCAUCUACACGCUUAGGAAUAAAGAUGUGAAGAGGGCAUUAGGCAACCUGGUGAGGAAGAUUUUCACUUCCAGGUGA
Loxodonta africana (African savanna elephant) is the source of this 939-nucleotide messenger RNA. RefSeq names its product olfactory receptor 2B11-like. The transcript has a single exon. Gene Ontology annotation, biological process: G protein-coupled receptor signaling pathway; detection of chemical stimulus involved in sensory perception of smell. Bases 1 to 939 code for a protein of 312 amino acids. The record is from RefSeq and is a predicted model, not a curated record. Gene Ontology annotation, cellular component: plasma membrane. Lineage: Eukaryota; Metazoa; Chordata; Mammalia; Proboscidea; Elephantidae. Gene Ontology annotation, molecular function: olfactory receptor activity; G protein-coupled receptor activity.